Messenger RNA from Nezara viridula (southern green stink bug), 3379 nucleotides. NCBI's taxonomy places the organism in Eukaryota, Metazoa, Arthropoda, Insecta, Hemiptera, Pentatomidae. The record is from the annotation of a GenBank genome assembly.
AUUUUCUCAAGCCUGUUAUAUUAUCACAUCUGUUACCAUUUUAAUACAAUGAAAUGUAGAUAUGUGUACAUUUCAUGUUUAGGUUAUGGUUAUUUUUAAUUUUAUAUUUGUAUCCUGGUACUUGUACAGCAAAGAAAGGCAUUCCGUGUGGUGGUCCAGAUGGUGGUAAUAAUGCAGAGGUAGCAAAAGAUGAGAUCAAUGUUAGGGGCAAAACGGAACAACACUCCCAGUGUCAUCAUUUGGGCCUGGACCUCCAGGGAGAUCGCGCAAUGGCGUUACUGGUAUGGCGCCCAGGCAACUUCGCGCGGAGCUAACAAAUUAAAAGGAGGAAGAUGAGUAUGAUGAAAAAGGUAUGUUGCCAGUAAAGGACGCCGAAUUAGGAUUCUCCCUAUUUGUAACCGUCCACAACGUAGGGCAGGGCCCAGUCCAAAUUAUGACGCGGCCGGUCCAGUGCUGUGAGGUGAUAACAUCAUCCGUCACCGAUUGCAAGUCGAUUAAGCUUAUGGGAGGUUUCAUGGGAACGUUAAAAGCAGGCAUGUAUAUUAACGCUUCGUGGACUUAUCCUACUCUGUACGAAUACAACCGACGGGGGGAGUGCGUGCUGGAUCUUUGGUGGAGGGACAGUUACAACAGGACAGACAGCAAAAGAUUCACGAUUCCUUUCGACACCUACAUCGUGCACGAAAUACCAUGGUACAUGAAAGAUAGCUACAAGAAAGCCAACCAACUGCUGAACAAGAGGUGCGACUCCCCCGAUCUGGACGUGCUCGACAAUUGCCUUCCGGUGGACUGCCACAUGAAGUACGACGGUACCAAGAACUACUUCAGCUGGAGCGAGCUUCUCUGCGUUCCCACUCCGACCUGCUACUCGGAUCCUGAGAAAGAACUUCCUGACGUAGGUUACUCACCGUAUUGUAACCUGUGCACCGAUUUGGAGUCCCCGGUUGGAGAAGAAGACAUGGGAUUUCUGCUGAGACCCACGGUCAAUAUGGACGUUUUCGAGACGAUGGCGAGGAAAAAGGUGGUGGAAUACCACACCCUCCGCUGCCACCACGGCUACAUGGAUCCGGAGCUAGCUUGGUGUGUCUGCGACCCAGCGUGGUCCUCGGCGGAAGUACCAGAAGACUACUCCACUCAGAGGACGCUCUUCACGCACAUGUGUACCAUCUUCAACGAAGAAACCAUAUACGACACCCUCUACCAGUUUGCUUAUAUCACCAUGGAUGUCAUGAACAGGGAGAGUUUCUACUUGAUAGAGAUUGCAUUAGUUAUUGCCAUAUUGAUGGUGAUUUUAGCCUGCUGGCUGGAGUUCUGCUGCAUGAAGCAGUCGUCUGUCACUUCGCUUGCGCCUCCAAAAGACAUAUGCGAGGACAUGGACGAUGAGGACAGCCUAUACGAGAGUGACGGUACUGAAAUAAUAUGCACAUCAUCGGAUGAGGAAAACUACUCGGAGAAUAUCAGCGAUUUCCAUUAUACCGAAUCGUCUUCUGUUCGUUCUUUGCUUCCUAGCUCGAGACGUGUCACCUGGGGCAACUCGAACUGGGCUGACAAGGAUACAUGGCAAUUGAGUCCUCAAAAUGUCGAAGUGCUUUACCCGGCGAAGUCAUGCCUCAAGAGGCCUAGCUCUACCGUGGUCGAUUCCAAAUCCAGUUCAAAAGGAUCCGUUUCCAGCUCCACCGAUAAACAUAAGAUGUUCGAAAUGCACUUCAGGCUACUGGUAUCAUUGCUGUUGAGAAGGCAACCUUGCGCGGAUGCUCGCGAACAUCUAGAUUGGAUAUUUCAGAACUGUCCCGCUUAUCAGAGGCGCUUGGUCAUCAAGUUUAUGAAAUCGUUCGGGAUGGAUGUGGACAAAGAUGGCAAUCUAAGGGGAUUUCGCCCACGAAGUAACUUCCUCCAGGGCCGUUCCGGCGGUCGAAAAAAACAUUACAAGAGGAGCUGUCGUUUGAGACCGAAGAAGACAUCUAAAGUUUACCAAUUCCGCCAGGAAAAAAGUUGGUACGACGAAGAAUCGGCACUAAAACCUAGUUAUGACGGAAGUAGAGGGGAACCUGAAGGUUCGUCGGACAUCGACAGAAAUAUGUCAAUCUCACCUGACUACAAAGAUAUCCUACAGUCUGUCCUACCCAAAUGUCUUCCGAAGUCACCGCCUCCAGAUGUUCAAGUUCAACCGCUACAAGAUUCUGACCAGGAGACGGAAGAACAAGAUCAGUUACCAGAAUGUAGUCCCCCCAGUAAUAAAUCAUCACAACUAGACAUUAGUUCGAAAGAGGUCUGUUCGAUAUUGAAGAAAGCAUCAAUGAUGCAGUGUUUGGCUCUAAGGCACAAGACUCCGUCUAUGACUUCAGGUAUACUUUCAUAUGUCAAAUACCUCAAAAAUAUCGAAAACAUAAGAAGGAGUUAUUCGAGCUUCAUUGAAGAAAUACCAAGACCUAUGAGCUGUUCUUCAAUUUACGAAUCCGGUUUGUGUACCAGAAAGACUGCCGUGGAUCUUAUUCAUGAUUUGAUUACGGAACGCGUAAUGCGAAAACUGACGUCGUUGGAGGCACGAUAUCGAGACAUUUUAUCCAAUGAGAGUCAAUGGGAACUUGAGGGAUUAGUUACGCAGAACAUUACUGGGUUAGUUCAGAAGCGGAGUUCAGAACAUAGUUCACUGGAUGAAAAGAAAACAUUCGUAAAGUUUUUCAUGAAUCUGGUACACUUUCUAUUCUUGAUGUCUUGCAAGAGGGAAACGAUGAAGAAGAUAAUGACGACAUUCGGCUGCAGGAGACACAGGGCAGAGAUGAGGUUUCAUCCUCAAAUAUGCCUGUUCCUCUGCUACCUCCAACCUAUUCUGAUCAGGUUCUGGAAGAUCGUCGAAGUCGAAAGGCUGCUCCUGGAGUACUUCGUAAUAGAAUAUCCUCAGCACACCUGCCUCAGUUUCUUAACCAACUUGAAGAAAACCACGAAGUUCAGGAUUUGCCUCUACCUCCACAUGUACAAGAUAUUAGCAAUGAUCACUAGAAUGGAAGGGGUUGUGGAGCCGAACAGGAGAAAGUUCUUGAGGCACAUCAACAUCUUGGAGAGGGAUCUUGCCCGGUUCUUCAAGGACAUGGAAAAGUUCCAAGGCAUGCAAACAGGAGUGAAGCCAUCGUAUAGGCUAGCAACUGGAUUGCUGAGUAUUCUAGAAGUACUACAUUAUUUUAUGGUGCAGUCCUUGUAUAAAAUGUGUAUCAUUCAUGCGGACAAGGCGGAUCCGUAGGCGAAGACGGCCUGAAGUCGAAGAGGUGACGAUAUGGCAGUCUGGAGAAAUUCGAGGAUUGCUGAGAAAAGAAACUGAACAUGGGGUCUGGAAAAAACCAAAACCCUAAUCGAUAUAAAUAAUAAACAGGCUUUAUUAACC